Molecule: messenger RNA, 2107 nt
Organism: Arabidopsis thaliana (thale cress)
Lineage: Eukaryota; Viridiplantae; Streptophyta; Magnoliopsida; Brassicales; Brassicaceae
Product: 2-oxoglutarate (2OG) and Fe(II)-dependent oxygenase superfamily protein
Exons: 8
Coding region: 1247-1852 (201 amino acids)
Molecular function (GO): iron ion binding; 2-oxoglutarate-dependent dioxygenase activity
Source: RefSeq, marked reviewed
AAGGAAAGUAAGGAAGUUAAAAAGGCUUAAGCGGGCAAGGAGAAUUUCAACACAUAUCAGUCAGAACGAUCAGAGGCAGAGCAAAUUCAAUUUCGAAACAGUGACUAUUACGAGAAGCGAAAUGGAUACGUCGCUUCUUCUUCCGAUCAUCGAUCUUUCUUCGCCGGAAAAAAUCUCCACUACUCAAUUGAUUCGUCAGGUUCGUCUCCUGCUUCUACUAGUGUAGAAACAUUGCUUCUCCUGCUUCUACUAGUGAUAGGAUUUUAGGGAAUUCAAUUUUCAUUUUCACUUGUUUUUUCGCCGAUAGGUAAGUGACGAUGAUGAUAGAACUAGUACCUGUAGCAUCAAUUGACGAAGAUUGGUUUAUCUUUUUUUUUUUUGUUGAAUCGCUCUAAUUGGCGUUUUAAGAUUUUGAGUAUCUCAAUUUAUGGUCUGUGUUAUUUAUUUGGAGGAGGUCUUUGUGUAUAGACAAUCUUUGUUUGAGAUAUGUCUCUAUGAUUGCUGGUGAACUGUUUGCUUUUGUUACGUAUGUAAGGCAUGUCUUGAACAUGGAUUCUUCUAUGUCAGGAUCAUGAUCCGGAAGAAUUAAUUGGAAGGGGUUUUUAAGGAGAGCAAAGGCUUCUUUAAUCUCCCAUUAGAGGAAAAGAUGGCUUUACUCCGCCGUGAUUUGCUCGGUUAUACUCCGUUGUAUGCUGAGAAACUUGACCCGUCCUUGAGCUCCAUAGGUGAUUCCAAGGAAAGCUUCUAUUUUGGCUCUUUGGAAGGUGUUCUAGCUCAACGUUACCCUAACCAAUGGCCUUCUGAAGGUAUCUUGCCAUCAUGGAGGCAAACCAUGGAAACUUACUACAAGAAUGUCCUGUAAGCAGUUGCUCUCUUGUCGUUCUUCUUCAAAGUGAAUCUCAAACUAAAACUUCAUACCUAUAUUCUCAGUUGAGAAUAGGUUUCAAGUUCAUUUCAACAGUUAGAUUUAAACCUUGAUGGUAGGAAUAAAUAUAGUCUAUUUUAGCCAAGUACAUCGGUAGUACAAAUGAAAAAUUCUUUUCAGGUCAUAAAUUGUAAGUAGAUUAGGCUGUUUCAUGAGUAUUUCCUCUCUUUUAUUUGCAAUUUCCAUAUUACUUUCCUGGAUCAACUUGCUAGUUGUGUGUUUGCAUUCCUGCUUUAAGGUCCGUGGGUAGAAAAUUGCUUGGCUUGAUUGCCUUAGCAUUGGAUUUAGAUGAGGACUUCUUCGAAAAAGUUGGAGCCUUGAAUGAUCCUACAGCAGUUGUUCGCCUCUUACGAUAUCCAGGUGUGUCUAUGUACAUCAAAAAGUUCUGGUUGGCUUGAUAUUAAUCUUAAUGAACUUUGGUCAGAGUUAGAUCGUAACAUAUGUAAUCAGUGGAAACUUAAGCCACAUUCCGGGAGUUUGAGUCAGGUUUUGAUCUCUGCACUUGUUAUGAUUAUAGGUGAAGUGAUUUCGUCAGAUGUUGAAACGUAUGGUGCCUCAGCUCACUCAGAUUAUGGAAUGGUCACUCUUCUUUUGACUGAUGGAGUUCCAGGACUUCAGGUUUGUAGAGACAAAUCGAAACAACCACACAUUUGGGAAGAUGUCCCUGGAAUUAAAGGGGCGUUUAUAGUCAACAUUGGUGAUAUGAUGGAGAGAUGGACCAAUGGAUUGUUUCGGUCUACAUUGCACAGAGUGAUGCCGGUGGGAAAAGAACGUUACUCGGUGGUGUUCUUCUUAGAUCCCAAUCCAGAUUGUAAUGUGAAAUGCUUGGAGAGUUGUUGCAGCGAAACUUGUCCCCCAAGAUUCCCGCCUAUUCUCGCCGGCGACUAUAUCAAGGAGCGUUUCAGGCUAACAUACGCCACUUCCUAGUCUUAUGUUUGUGACGAAAUGUAAGAAAAAAAUAGUGUUCAAACUUCUACGUACCAUAAUGUUUAAUUAGUGAAACUUAUGGAACUUGAAAAUGAUUAGUCAGUCAAAGUCUCAAAGAUAGACACGUUUAAAAGCCGUGGAACUUGAAUGGGCGUUUACGUGUUUGGACCAUACUCAUACACAUGGCGAAUUUUCUGUGGUUUAUAGGGACAUUACUGUUUCAAUUCAAAAGACAAACAUUUUAAUAUUUACGAG